CGUACUAUAAUUGAAUCCGAAAGGUUCCGGGUGUGCAAAAUGGAGAACUAGUGAGCAAACCACGAAUAUCCGAAUAUUUAGAAACGCCUCCAAUUUUUCAUGAUGUUAUCAGUUUUACAGAUACUCAGGUGGCAGACCAUUUAACAAACCAGUUAAUCCUCAGGGAGAGGAUUCCUUGCCAAUUAAACCUUACCUAGCUGUCAAGCUGUGUUUUCAUAACACCACAAAGAUAAAUCUACCAUGACCUGAACAAUGCUAGAUAUAGCAGUGCUGGCUGGGGUGGGGCUGAGCUUGGCCUCAGUGCUGCUGGUGUUUGGAUGUAUUUGCCAACUCUUCAAAAAGUCACCUCAAGGAUUUUCUACAUUUGAUAAUGAUGUUGAGGCAGGCCAUGCCCAGGGAUUUUCCAUAUUUUCUACUCAGAAUGCUGUUGCUGAUUCUUCAGAUGCCAACCAGGUCACAUUUGAGCCAUUACCAGAUAUUCUUGCCAAAACUGUGUCAGCAACAGCACUCCGUCCUCGAAUCUCAAGCCUUGAGAAAGAACAACAAAGAAUUGCAGCGAAACACAUCACUGUGUACAGACCGUUCCCUCGCAGUAAUCUUCUGUAUGUGAAAGAGAUUGGUAUUGGAUGGUUUGGUCAGGUAUUACUUGGAGAUGCGGAGAAGAUCCAUGUAAAUUCUAAAAAGACCCGAGUGGUUGUGAAACUACUGAAGGAUGAUGCCACAAGUCCGGAACAACAGCUGUUCUUAGAGGAAGUUGCUGCAUAUAGAGAAAUAGAACACCCCAAUGUGAUUCAGCUCCUGGGACAGUGUACAGAAUCGCCUCCAUUUCUUGCCAUCUUGGAACAGGCUCCAUUUAGUGAUGUAAAGUCAUACUUGAAGAGAUGUCUUCCAGAAAGAGAAGCUUUAAUAAAGCGAGGAACUCUUCUGAAGUUCAUUGUAGACAUGGCUUCAGGGCUAGCCUCUCUACACAGGCAUGGUUACCUCCACCAUGACUUUGCAUGUCGUAACUGCUUGGUGAUGUCAGAUUUGUCGGUGAAAGUUGGGGACUAUGGAGUAGCAGAAGAUCAUUAUAGGGAGGAUUAUUAUGACACGGGGCAAAAUCUGCUUCCCAUUCGCUGGAUGGCUCCCGAGACCCUGGAAUUACAGGACCACAUCUGGCAGGUCACUCAGUUCUCCAGAGAGUCCAAUAUCUGGUCAUUUGGAGUAGGAUUAUGGGAAGUUUUGGAAUUUGGACAGAGACCUUACCAUGUCAUGUCAGAUGAAGAAGUUCUACAGAAAGUCAUUAAACUGAGAGCUGUGGGUCUUACAACAGCUUCGACAGAGGAACACAAAGAUUUAUCUGAACUUAUUCAAGUGUGUUGUGCAGGAGCGCAAGAGAGGCCAAGUUUAGAGGACAUACACUCUCGUCUGCUGGAGAUUCAACAAAGCAGAUUUGAUCAGCAGGCAGCCCAGGAGAGUGAAUUCGAUUCAAAGUGGGAACAGGCCUCCACAAAAGAUGAUCCAAGGGUUGUACAUAUUCAGAAAGACAUUACACCCUUGCCAUCAGUACCUGCAGACAUUCCGAGUGAAAUGGCUAGUCCAAAAUCUCCUCCCUCUGUAUCAUCACCUUCCAUUGUUAGUGUCAUUGCAGAUGUUCAUAUUCCACCAAAAGAUCAUUUGGAGAAAUCAGAUCUCCCUUCCUCUCACUCUGAUUCUACAUGUUUACCAGUAGUUAGUGAAAAUAAAUCUAAAACAGUGACUGAAGUUCCUGAAAAUGUGCCAUUGAAAAGUGGGAAAGUUGAAAUUGUCAGUUCUGUAGAUACAUUUAGAAUGUUUGAUAAUAAUUUGCCUGUGGAAAAAGAAAAUCUGCCAUGGAAACAACUACCUGUAGACAAUAAUGUGGCUAUUGAAGAUUCUUUCGACAUUUUAAGUGGAAAUUGUGAUAUUCAACUGGGUAACACGAAACAUUUUCAAUCUCCUUUGCUUAACUCCCCUCUCACGAUCAGCAGUUCUGAUCACUUAACGAGCACCCCAGUAGCAAAAGAGGAAACACCAGAAAAAACUGAGCCAGAAAUUCUUAUAGAAGAGGAUCAGGAAGGUGAUGUCCAGAUGAGGAAGAAAGAGUAUGAGGGAGGUGAAAGUCCCACUGGCAGGGGAAGUAAAUCUGGGAAAAUGAUGAUGCCCAGGACAAUAUUGGAUGAAAUGGAUGAUGAAGAAGAGGAUUUUGACCGUUACUCUGCAAGUGAUAUAGAUAAAGCUCUUGACUUAAUGAAUGGAGAAGUGGGUAAAGAUAGUGUUUUGGAGCAGCAGCAAGAGAGGAAGGGAUCUGUGGGCUCUGCCAAUGAGUUUGAAAAGGAAGACGAGGAAGAAAAUCUGAAAUUGCUUAGAAUGACAAUUGCUGAUGCUCUGGGGCAAAAAGGUCAUGAAUCUCAGGGUGAAGAGGACGGGCAAUGCAGUGACACAGAAAAUUCAUCCUUCAUGGAUGAUUUAGACAUAGCUAAAGAGAUUUAUAGGUCAAAAGGGACAACUAUUCCUCCUACUACUCAUACCACGUCCAGGACUCUUAAUACAAUUCCAGAGGAUGACAUUCCAGCAGACGACAAUUUGACAGAGACUGCCAGUAACUCUAACACAGACUCCACCAAAUCUAGUCCCACAAAGAAAGCUUUAAAAUUUCUUGAUUCAUUUGAUGAAUCAAUGUUUUCGGGCUCAUCUUUAGACACUUUCGAGUGGGAUGAUUACAUAGGAGAUGAGCUUGUUGGGAAAGUGAAUGAGGAAGAAUUUCAAAAUUCUCCAAGACAGUCCAUGGAGUUUCCGGAUUGGACUUUAGAAAUGGAUGCUUCAUCCAGUUCAGGAAAUGAAUCAUUGAAUCAUUCCAAAGCAGGAAGUGAGGCUUCUGAGAGUAGGCCAGGAAGUCGGACUAGUAAUCGAUUGUCAACCUCUGAAUCAGAGGUAAAAAGUCCAGUCGGAAUGGCUGCUCGCUCCUACGUCAAAGAUCUCCUUUCUAAGAAAGGCUUGAGUGCUUCGCCGUCUCUCUCCUCCUACAUAUCUGAUAAAUCCUCUUUCUAUGCUUUAUCUCACAAUUAUGAUGUAGAUUCCUCUGAGCAUGUGCCAUCAGACUCUGAACUGUCCAAUUCUCCGGUCAGCAUAUCCAAUGGAGAUGGUGCAUUUAUAGAGGAAUGGGAUCUUGUUUAAUCCAUGACUGAUAUAUCUAUAUAAUCACAUAGUCAGGUAACUAAGCUAAUCAUACACUGUGCAUGUGCUCGUGUUUAUUUUAUCAAAAUUUCAGUGAAUGACUUCAUUUUAUUUCACUUGUCUUUCGGUAGACAAAUACAUGUUUUUUAUCAAAUAAAUUAUGAUUGAAUUGAAAAGCAUUGAUAAUUAUGUAUAUUGACAUAUUCUUCCUGCAAAUGUCAAACGUGAAGAGGCUACUAGUAAACUAAAAUUUUUACUGGCCAGAUUUAUAUUUUAUAUAUCAAUAAAUUCAAGCCUCUUCAAACUAAAAGUUUAAUAUAAAGUUAAAAUUGCAAGAAACCUUGAGUACUGGGUAAACUGCACACUAGUUCUUUGUUUGAUUCUGAUUGUACCUCUAGAUACUUGUAAUUGAUUUGUACAGUAUUGUGGAAAGCACCAAUUUUCAUUCUGUUCUACCAAUGUCUGAGCACAAGGCAAGUGUGUACAGCUAGAAUAUUAUCUAAGUACUGGUAUUGAAAUAGUAUCAAAACUUAACAUUGUACAUGUCUAUAAAACCUAGAUCAUAAAAUGCAUGAAAGAAAUUAUUCUAGCAUGACUCGUGAAUGUUGUGCCCUAAGUGUGUCGUACACAGAAGUGCAUUUUGUUAUAACCUUAACUUAUCAGUGUCAUGUACUCUAACAUAAUGUAUAUACAAUGUAAGUAUAUCAUACUACAAUUGUAGUAUAAUUGUGUAAUCAUUUAACUACAAGGAAUGAUAAUCAUUAAAUGUGUAGAUAUAGGACUAUAAUGUCAAUGUCAGGGGUCCGGAGUCCACCUGUGGCCUCAGGACCCCUGACGUUGUGAGGUCACUAAUGAGGGAUAAAAAGAGUACUACUAAGGCUAGGAUAAAAAUUAAGAUUUUGUUUUUCACUGCAACUGCCACUGUUUUUUUGACUAAUAAAUGAUUUAUUUUUAUGUUAAUCUCUCUUUGAUUAUCGCUGCAUUACUGAAUAUAUUGAACAGGGCCCUGAUUUACAAAAGAACUUAUCACCAAGACUAAAAAUGUUACAUACUUAUAUAAAUUUACUUAACUAAAUUCUUCUUAAUCACAUUAAAAUCACAAUUUCAUCAAUGUAAAGAAUAAAAUGAAUUGCAAAAGAAUAUUUUGAUCUUGGUUGCAUGUUCUUUUAUAAAACGUGACCCAGGUGUAUUACUGCAAAAGGAUCAUAUGGAAAGAACAAAAGGAAAGGCCCAUGGAGGUUUAAAUCUUAUGCACGAUGUAUAAAAUAAAAGUCGAAACUGGUUCUGGAUUUGAUUGACAUUUUAAUCUCAUGCAAAAAGGUUCUACGUCAGUGAAAACACUUCUAUGCUACCUAUUGCGCCACUGGAGACACAAUACUUUUGACAACAAUAAUUUUUUUACCACAAAAAUGAGAAAACGGUGUUAUUUGCCAAAUAGAUCAACUAAUUAAAAAAACUAUAACCCCGUUGUCAGUGAAAUUCAGAAUCUCUAUGAUUUAGAGAUAUUUGAGUGCAUAUAGACAAAAAGAUGACCUCAAAUUGAUAAAAAAAAAAUUGAUGGAACUCUGAAUCUCGCUGUGGGUUGAUUCCUCGAGCAAAUCCAUAUCAUCCUUUGUUGUAGAAAUAUUAUAUUUAGUAUAGCAAGUGUAAAACUCAUCUCAUCAAAUAACUAUGAAAUAUUUUGAUGUUUGAUAAUGAUAGAUAUCAAUAGUUAAUGAAAUUGCAUUAACUUAAGCCUGUUCCCAAAUGUUGCAUGUAGUCUCAUGAAAUUUUUCUAUUUUUCAAACUGUAGGACUCUGAUGAGGACCACGACAUUGAUCUCAGUUGUAGUACUUUACAGAACACUGUGAAUGAAGCAGACAGCACCUUAGUAGCAGACGACCCUAGUAAGCAGCAGAUGCUCUCCGACAUGCAAAAUAACUCAACUUGUCCAGAAGAAAAUGUCCACAAGGAACCUUUAGUGUCUACGGGUGAAUAAGACACAUUCCUAUCGCAGUCUUUGAAGACUUCUGUCACGGAGAGCAAGUUAGCUGCCGCAGACAACAACCAGAUGUUCAUAGAUCCUUCGCUAAAUGCUAUCCCAGAAAAUAUUAAUCGUUACCGUGAUGCAGAGAAAGAAUAGAUUUUGUAUAGAUAAUUUGUUGGUAUACGUGUCUUGUUUCUAUCUACAAAUCUUCUCAGGCACUGUUAACAAUGCAUGUAAAUAUGGAAUCCUGAUAACAUUUUCAGAUUAAAUGGUGUGUGUUCCAUACCAUGUAUAGUAUUAUAUGGACUAAUAUUCCUGUUAUCAAACUUAUCCACUAUAUCAGUACUUGUAUACAGAAAAUCAGAUGUAAGUAAAAUGUCACAAAUUUUAUUUUUUUCAAUUGAAACACAUACAUGCCAGCCCUGCGACAAUAUUUGAAAUUGUAAGAUGUUAAAUGAAUCAUACUCAUGUAACUGUACAUUAGAAGAAAAAAAUUUAAUGUAAAAUACCAAUCGUGCUAAUACACAUUGGUAUAGAGACUCUGCUAGCAUUUGAAUUUGCUUCAAAUAAAUUUGGUAUAUAUAUUAUGAAACAACUUUGGCAUAGUUCUGAAAAUACUGUGCGAGUAUGUGUACUGCACUACUGUACUUAAUUAUAUAAUGUUUUAAAUUUCUGUUAUGAAAAAGGGAUUUCGACAAUACUGAUGCACAUGCAAUAACAGCUUGCAGAUAAAAUCUUGUAAUUGAAAAAUGCUUAUGUUUAGGAGUGUAUAUAGCAUCGUAAUCUUUGUGGCCUUUUUUCUGUUAUUUAUUUAACUCAAUUAUCAUGUAAUUAUAUGACUAUACCUCUGUGCAAUAAUUAAUAUCAUAUCUGUUCUAGUCUAUAUAAAUAUGGGAGUUAUUAUUAAUAAAUUCAUUGUAAUAAUGAAAUAAGCAUGUACAUGUAUAUUCAGACAGCAUUAGUAUAUGAGGAUUUUCUGUAAAGUUCAUGAAAGUGAUGGAUCAUAGUGAUAAUUGCUGUAUGUAUUUCAUAUGUAUUUAGAUCAUUCACAAAUUUUCAGAAGUACAAUCUGAAAAUCCUUUAAAUGAUCAGAAAUCAAUUUAGCAUUUGGAGCAGUCAGCAACAACAUCAUUUUAUGAAUGUUGCCACCAAGUGUUUAGGCGAGAAUAUGAUUGGUUGCAGAUUACCCAAAUUUAAAUGAAAAAAGAAUUUACAAAAUGUUUAACGAUAGUUUUAUGAAAAUGCCAUUGAAUGGAUGCAUAAUUUUCCCCCCUAAAAUGUAUCUUUUAUUUGUGAAACUAAUUUUGUAAUGAAUUUCUAUUGAUGAUCAGCAUAUCAUUUAUGAUUAUCUCUUUCCAAGCACAAUGAAACUGGUUGUACAUGUUUAAUUACAAUGCAGAAAUUUCUCCGAGUGUUCUACAUUUUUAAGUAAUAUAGAUUGCCCCAGAUCCAACUUCAUUUUUCAACAUAUCAUUUUUGUUUUACCUGUGUGAAGGUGGUCUUUAAUUUCUUGUCGAUACCAAGGUAAAUUUCAAAACUGACACAAAUAUAUCAAAGUGUUGGAUAUUUUGUAUAGUCUUGUUUGAUCUUGUCAAACAACAUUUUGAAAAUAAAACAUUUUUUCACCUUGGUCUCGAGUGUCAUACAUGUACAUAUUUAAUGCUUGAAUAUUUUUGGAUUGGUCUGCCUGGUUGUAGUUGAUAAGAUGGUGGGUAUAUAUCUAUGAAUUUUUUAGAUUUCCAACUUCUUUUUUUUUUUCAGUAUGAAUUUUAAGUGUAAUCGAUCCUAGAAUCAGCGUCCAUGAACUUUACAGACAACCUUAAUAUGUAAUAUUCAUGUUAUGUAGGUUUAAAGAAAUAUAGUGUAUUUAUUCUGUUAAAUGGGUUUUCAGCUUUUACAAUAUUUGCACAUCUUGUUUUGGCUGUAAAGUAUUGUAUGUUUAGAAUUUUGAACUGUAAAUCCAUUUUACAUUCAAACAUAUCAGUAUUGUUGAUUUGUCAUGUAAAAUUAUUAUUUAUAGAAAAUUUUUAUAUAUGUAAUUAUUUUGAUGCCUCGUGUACAUACAGUUUGGAAAGAACAAUUUUUUAUGAAUUUAUCAUGCAUUGUGCUUUGGAAUAAAUGAAUAUUUUUAUGCAAA
This is a messenger RNA of Ostrea edulis (European flat oyster), 7277 nucleotides long. RefSeq lists its product as uncharacterized. The coding region runs from base 253 to 3174 and encodes 973 amino acids. The record is from RefSeq and is a predicted model, not a curated record. Gene Ontology annotation, molecular function: ATP binding; protein kinase activity. Lineage: Eukaryota; Metazoa; Mollusca; Bivalvia; Ostreida; Ostreidae. The transcript has 12 exons. Gene Ontology annotation, biological process: protein phosphorylation.